Molecule: messenger RNA, 11673 nt
Organism: Lymnaea stagnalis (great pond snail)
Lineage: Eukaryota; Metazoa; Mollusca; Gastropoda; Lymnaeidae
Source: the annotation of a GenBank genome assembly
CAAACAACAAAUUUAGCUUUGAAACCUUAUAGUUCACGAAUUCUAAACUUGAGUAUAUAAAUUAUUAUUUUUUUUUACUUAAAGGUUAUUCAGGGUUGGAUUAUCUAUUCAGAAAGGUCGCCAAUGUUCCUCAAAUCUUUACUCCAGUAAAGGCCACCUUCAGGCUACACCCCCUCCCCACUUCCCAACCAAACACCUUUGAUUGGUGUGGUUUGUGGAUUAGAUAUUUAAGGUGAACAAUUUUUUUAAAAAGUUACUUUCUAUGUUUUUUUUUAAAAUGAAAAGGUUUUAAGUGUAUUUCGGGAAUGAAUGACCGUAACCAUAGAAACCCCCACUAGGGGGACGUCCAUUAAUUACGUCCACAAAAUAGGAGUGGGGGAGGGGGUUUGGAAAUGUUUGACAGUUAUUGACAAGGGGGAGGGGGGCUAGAUUAGUUAACGUCAACAAUCAUGUUGUUGUUUUUUUUUAUAUUAAAAUUUUAAUCUUAAUAAUUGACUGGUUUUUACAUUAUUUUAAAGAAUUUAAUGAGUGUAAAUAGUUAUAUAGUUUUUAUGCUUUUAACAGUAUAAGAUUUAUUGAAUGUUUGUCAGUCUGUGCACUGGUGAUGGCUGGUCAGAAUUUUAGCACAUUUUGCUAGUGCAAGCGAAGUCAAAAGUUAGCCUCUCUUCUCCUGUCAUUUUUCUCUAUAUCCGCUCCCUAGAAUGAUUAACACAUCAUUGUGCACGGUGUUCAAUUUAAAAAAACAACAACAAAAAAACACCAACUCAUUGGUGUUCAAUAACAACUUAUACCAACUCAGAGACAGAGAGAGCGUGUGGCCAGUAUUGCUCACACAGACAAUGCUUCGAUUUUAAAUGCUGAAUGGUUAGAUAAGGAUGAUGUUGACUUGUCUGGUAUAUCUGUUCCGCGAGAUGAAAAUGAUAAAGCUCCUUUAGACUGUGCCCAUCAGGGGCGUCAUUUCGGGUUUUCUUCAAAGGGAGGGGGGUGGCAAAACCAAAACUUGGUCGGCUUGUUAAGUUGUAUAUUACUGGCGGCGUAACAGUAAAAAGCAAUUUAAAUAAAACCGGCAAAUUUGGAGACCCCCCCCCCCCACGCUGCCCUACCCAAAUGAUUUCCCUGAUGCCCAUUGUUACGAUAGAGCAACACCUUGCUUUCCAUGGGAAGAUUACAGCAGCUGGAAACUAUACUCCAAUUGUCAGCUAUACUGACAAUAAUCAUAUUUACACUCUCACAAACAAUGAUAUUUAGUCUUUAACAACCUUUUAAUUGAUUCUGCUUUAUAAAAUUUAAGUGUAGAAACUUGUUAACUUGUUGAUUAACAAGCUAAAGAUGUCAUCAAAUGUUCCCUACAAUCAUGUGUGUCAUUAGAAUACAAUCAGCACAAAGUCAAACGUAUUUAUUAAUUUAUUUAAUAAUUCAUUUUUUUUUUCGUUUGGGGGGGGGGAGUGUUAUAAAAUGAAGAAUUGAUUAAAUGGGGGAGGGGUGAUCGAAUGGUUGACAGUUGUUGACAAGCAGGGGGUGGGUGUCAAAAAUUGCGUAAAAAUUGUCGACGUGAUUAAUGGACGACCCCUGAACGUCGUAUAUUCAAACACAGAACACGAUGACGUCAGAAAAUUCCGUGAUAAACAGGGUGAACACCAUCAACUCGGUUACUACACGUUCGUCAUAUUUUGCACAAAACAUCAAUGUGAACAUGUGAUCAUGGGCUCUUCACCUCAGCAGAUUAAACAGAAACGUAUACUUAUAUAUAUAUUUUUCUCAAAACCUUUUAAGGAUGUCCUGCGUGGCGGUCUCUUUACGUGUAUUUAGAUUGCCCAUAGACCCUUAAAAACUAACCCUACAUUUAACAAAUUUACUUCUGUUAGCAAAACAUUUUUGAACAAAAAAAAAAUUCUCUUAAAAAUGCCAAAUUUUAGUCAUCAAAUGUACAUUCAAUGGGUGCAUCUGUUUUAACUGAACUAGUUCUUCUUGUUUGGCUUUGUCUUUGGACAGUGCAAACUCUCAUGUUAUUUUUCCCGUAUAAUCUGAUUCGGAGAUUUUGUUUAGAUAUCAAAUAGUUUGGAAAAAGCCGUCUCACACUCAUAGGUGGUUGCAAAAAUGGAAUCAACAAUCUUAGAGCCAUACUUGCAACAUCGAGAUAGGACUUGCGCCAAUUUUUACAAUACAAAAUCACUACAACACAUUUUACGAACCCCUAUCACUUAUUAAAUCAAUGAACUGUUCUUGAACUAAAUUGUCCACCGAAGGCGGAUCUCUAACGAAAGGCCCAUUGGGGGGUCGGGGUGUGUUGGUGAAUCGAUAUUAUUAUUAAAGAUCUUGUAGCUCUGGAAAAUAAUGAGAAGUUUCUUAGCUAAAAAUUGCAACAUUUUGUUUCAACACCUCGAGGAUAGCAUCAUCAAAGUCCUACUCGUCUUCAUCAAUGCAUAUGUUUCGCUGUAGAAAUGGGGCAAAAAUCUUCUUCUCUAACUCUGCAUGCCAUUGUUUAAGCUUCAUUUUGAAAGCUGACAUUUUUUCAUAACAAUGCUGCACUGAGAUCUUUUUCAUCACAGCGCCAGGUUGAUGGUAUUAACGGAAUCAAAUAUGUCAGCCUAAAAUUACAGGCAUAUAAGAAAACAGACAUUAGAUAAUUUUGCGCUUCUAUCUGAUUUAUCAUCUUGCACAAAAAAAUUGCUGCAUUUCUUCACGUCGUCACGAAAGCUCUCUUCAAAACUUUACGUUUUGAAAGUCAUUCCACGUUAGGGCGUUUCAAAUCAGGAAAAACUUUCAUUUUAUAGUAUAACUUGGAAAACAAGCGAGAGUCGAGUGCCUUCGCUUUCAUGAAGCUCAGCGUUGUAACUGUACUCACUUCACUGAGAACUUUCUUUUUUUCCAACUCAUCAGGCGUGGUAGUCACCACUGAGGCGUGGCGAUCAACAGCGAUUUGUGGACCAAUAAUGUUUGAGGGAUUUUUGCUUAACUUAUGUUUGAAAACCAGAAUGGCAACCAAGCGUCGUCAGCAGACACGCCAAUGACAUGUUCCAUUUUGAUACCAUGCGCCUCAAAAAUAUGUCCACUUUGUCAAAUAUUUCUUUCGCAGUUGCUAUAAUACGUAGACGCAAAGUUGGGCUGAGUUGGCGACACCUGUCAUUUCAUCCAGCUGGAUCGCAAUGAAUUUAAAAAUCGAAUUCUGAACAUUCCAGCUUAACUGCGACAGUGUGUCAUCAGAUCGAAUUCUGAACCUUCCAGCUUAACUGCGACAGUGUGUUACCAGACAUCUCCGCUAGUCGCCUCCUAACAGUAUCGUUUGACAGAAAGGAAAAAACAUGCUUCAGCUUCUCAUGCUCAGAUUUUCACAGCACAUUCGAUGUGAUAUCUUUGCAGGUCAACAUUUUUAUUUGGUGCUUGGUUGCUUCGCUUCUAAGUGUCUCUUUAACUUGCUGGUCUCUGGUCUCUGGAGAAGCAAAACAAAAUUUCAAUUAUGAAACGUCAGAGCCCAUUAAAUGUUUUGGAGGCAUUUUAAUCUGAGGAAACAAAACAAAAAAAAACAAAACAAAAAAAUCUACUACUUGUUAAAAUUUUAGUUACAAAUUAUUGAUUUAUCAUUAUUAAGUUAAAAAUUGAAAACUAGAUAAAAAAUUGGUCAAUUAAUGAAAUUCUUAUUAUAAUAGAACAAAGUAUAACCAGUAGCAUUUAGAAAAGAAAAUCUUAUCAAGAGAAAAAAAGCGGUAUAGAGACGGUAGGCUGCUUGCUAGGCAUAAGAAAGCUUGAGAACAUUUUAUAAACAGAUUGUUUCUGUUGUAGGGGGCAGUAAAAUUAAAUUUAAAAAAACACACACUCUAAGAUCUCUUUAAGUCAGUAGUUCUCAACUUUUCUAGUGCCGCGACCCUUUAAUACAGUUCGUCAUAUUUUGGCGUCCCCCAAACACAAAAUUGUUUUCGUUGCCACUUCAUAACUGUCAACUAUAUGUGUUUCCGAUGGUCUUAGGCGACCCAUGUAAAAGGGUCGUUCGACCCCCCAAAGGGUCGCGACACACAGGUUGAGAACCGCCACUUUAAUUGAAUGUUGUAAAAGAUAUAGCUAGUAGCUUGACAGUUGUAAAUAUAUAUAGCUAGUGGUGUGACAUUUGUAAAGUAUAUUGCCUAUACACUCUGAAAUCUGCUGUUCUGAUGUUGUCUAAGUGCCGUUGAUACACUAGGAUAUCAUUCAGUGCUGUAAUACCCUUUACCCUAUUGGCGUCAGGUAGUAUAUUAUCAUCGAGAUAUUAUCUUUUAAUUCUUACUUAUUAAAAGUAUAAAUUAAUUUUUUUUUUUCAUUUUCAGAAAUAAUAUUUAACCAUAAUGAAUAACCAGGCCGAUGAUAUCAGUAAGUAUUGAUUUAUGUAAAUUGUACUGUAUCGCUGUCAGUGUUUCAGUUGAUUAGCUCAUUUAUUCAAGUACCCAACAUCUAAAUAUUUUGGCACUCUUUAACAAUUAAUUAACCAAUAUCUUUUAUGAAUAAUCUGUUAAAUAUUAUAUUUAUACAAAAACCGGGUGAAUUUAGAAAAAGAACUGAUUCAGAGUUAUGGAAACGUUGACACCACAUGGCAUGUUCGUCAUGUUCUCAUUCACCUGUUAAACCUUUUCUCCGCCCCCUUCUUGUUACGACCAAUCGCCUUGGACAUUCCUUAUCUCUCUUUCGUCCCAUUUUUUUUGUGUCUGUAUUAACUCUCUCGUCUACCUUUCUUCUAUCACAUUCUUCUUGCUGUCCUUUCACCUACUUAUGUUCUAUUAUAUUCCUCUUGAUGUUGUCUCGUGCUCUACAAUGUAGCUAAGGGUUUAUUUUAAUUUCAAAUUGUUUUUGCUGUUUUUUCGCUGAAGAAGGCUUCUUGACGACACAUUCGUUGUUUUUUGUUCCGUCCUUUUUUCCCUCAGACCUUCCCAUAUAUGUUUCCAGGUUAUUUCCUUAUAAAUGUCAUAUUUAGUUAGCACUGUUUUUUUUUUUUUUAGCAGUGAAAAAUUUAAAGUUAAAUUCCUCCAUUUUCAAAUAUAUUCAAAUGACGACAUUGACUUAAGCUGUAAAGAAUGGCACAAGCUGAGAAAGAGGCGUGUGUAAGUCUACCCCAGCGUUGUUACCUUCCCAUAUAUGUUUCCAGGUUAUUUCCUUAUAAAUGUCAUAUUUAGUUAGCACUGUUUUUUUUUUUUUUAGCAGUGAAAAAUUUAAAGUUUAAUUCCUCCAUGUUCAAAUAGAUUCAAUUGAUGACAUUGACUUAAGCUGUAAAGAAUGGCACAAGCUGAGAAAGAGGCGUGUGUACGUCUACCCCAGCGUUGUAACUGACCAAGAAGAAUGCUUGGAUCUUUUAAAGGAUUUUAAAGUUGUCCUUAAGGUGAGAAUUUAAACAACCUCUUGGGGGUACAGUAAGAUGAGAUUCUUAAAAAUUCCUCUUAAAAUUGCUUGUAAAUAGUUCGUGAAUUGUUACAGAAUUGGGGGCAAAAAGAUAUAUGGGAUUUUUUUUUAAAGAAAAAAGUUUAAAGCAUCGACAACAUGUUUACAAUAUUAAAUGAAUGUGCUUUCAAAGACGUAUUAAAAGUGUGUUAUAAUGAUGUGGAAGAGAAGCGGGCAAAGCGUAAAUAUUAGGUGGCUCGUCUUUUUCAACUUUUUAAAACUUGAUCUCCAAACGUUUCUAUCUUGUUCCAAUCAACAACAACAGAAAACCGCCCAAAAACAACAAAAGUUACAAUUUGCUGCCCCAAUCCCCGAAAUCUUGUUUCAAUGCAGACCCCCCCCCCCCCCAAAAAAAAAAAAAAAAGGUUACUAUAAUAAGAUUUAAUUAUAUUCAUAACAAUAUAUUAUUAUACAUACUUUAUUAACCCAUUUGCUAACCAUAGCGAACCCCACCGCAAAAAAAACAAAAAAAAAAAAAACUGGCUACUAAUACGAAACAGAGCGUCAUUUUGCCUAGCUACGGAGACUUGCAGUCAACACAUGUUAUUGAGUUAGUUUUUAGCAGCUGGCUUGACUCACUGAUGGGGGAAGACUUUGUCAACUUGUGACCUAUGCAUGGAGCUUUUUAAAAAUGAUUUCCAGAGACUCGGAUGAAACUCGACAAGAACACUUCACAUAACUGUUAGCAGUGAAAUUUCCCGAUGACGUUCUCCCUAAAAUUCUCGGAUGUCUUGAACACCACCUUUCUACACAGAAACAACCGCUAGAGGUUUACCGAGAAGUGCUGGAGAAAUGAGGAACUUUCUUUGCUGCAUUACGAAGAGCGGGACAUGGUUUGGUAUGCUUGGAGCUAUAAGUCAUGCUUGUGUGACGGGGAAAAAAAAGGUUAAUAUAUUAUUAUGCAUUGGAGACCUACCUGUUUCGAGAUCAGUUUCCGUUCUCUCGUGGGGAGAAGAACUCUUUAACAAGAAUAUGUAUUUUAUCUUCCUUGGAGGGUCUGUUUGAACCUGGUUUCUGUCAGAAGAAACAAAUGAAAGCGCUUAUCGUGGUUUCCUGUCCCUGCGUUUAUUGGUAAACUAUCAGGAUAUUGAUCCAGAAAUAUCUUUUGUGCUUAGCUUCUGAAAAUGUGGCUCUAUCCUAGUUCGAUGCCGAUGUUUCAACAAUUGUUGCAAAUAUGGCUCAAGGUAUGCUGGAAGCAGACAAAGGUCAAGAACAGGAAGUGAAACAAAAAGCAACCGAAGAGAUACAGACAUUUUGCACCAAAAUAUGUUUCUUCUUUUUACGAACAUAUUGUUUUCGACUUGUGUAACUGUUGGUGCAAAAAAACUUUCUCUGCGAGAUUUUCUUGAAGUAUCGAUUCUUUCGACAAAGACCCUUCAACAUGGAAAGAUGAUCGUGUUCACAAAAAGUUGAAUUGAAAAAACUUGAGAAGACGUAUGUUGUGAAUGACGUUGUAGAAAGAGGCGUCAAACUCAUUCAGGGUUGCAAUGACAUUCUCACAAAAGAUGAGCGGUUCUCCCUCACUCUGAACAAAAUGCAGCUCAAGUCGAGGCUACUACUCAAGUCGAAACCUUGGCCGUCUUCGCAUGCGAAGUACGAAGAAUAUUUAAAAAAAAAUAAUAAUAUUUCGUAAAUUUUUCAUAUUUCAGAAUUUUUUAAAUUAACCUUUAGGUUCAGAAUGAUUUUAAACAAUUGCCGGCCUUGCCUGAAUGUGUGCAUAUAAAUUUAUCUGAGAAGAAACAAGGAAAAUGGACGACCUGGGGAACAGCACACCGCAUAUUACCUGAAUUAAUUGUUUCGUACACUGUGUGCCAAUUCCAUGGCGCUUGAGUGUCGUCUAGCAGUUGUCAGAAUGAGUUGACAUUUUGCAAAUAUCGGGGUUUUAUUUGAUUCUAUUCCCCGGGUCAGACCACUUGUAGGUGCGGCUACUCUUGAGGCCAACUUGUUGGUGGUCCGCCGACGUUAAUUUGGCCUUAAAUUCCCGCGGCUNUUUUUUUUUUUUUUUUGUUGUUGAUUGAAACACUUUUUUUCUUUUUGAGGGGGGGGGGGGACACUAAAAUUGUAUCUUUCGGAAAGCUACAUAUAGCUAAGGGCCAUCCUAAAAAUAUAUUUACUAAAUAGGUGUAUUAAAAAAAUGGGAUAUACAUUAAUUAUGAUUUUCUUUUCUUAUGUUGCAGGGUCCCGUCAACAAAUUUUUUGAAAAUUGUAAUUUGUUGCUCGGAAAUUUAGCAUGGCACAGAUAUUUUAAUGUGAGUAUUGCUGGUGCUGUGUGGUCGCGUUAGAAUACAAUUUUAAAAAAAAAAAUUAUAAUUUUUUUUUAAUGAGAGACGAAAAGUUAAAAAAUGUAGAGAAGCAUUGAGAGAGAGUGAGAGAGAGAGAGAAAGAGAGAGAGAGAGAGGCUGGUGAGUAAGACAGUGAUAGAAAGAAGCAGGUUUCCGAUGUAGAAAGUGGGAGUGAGAAAUAUAAAAUUAUUGCUUUACAAAAAGACAGGUUAAAUUUUGAAACGUUUGCAUGCGGUGACAAAUAAACAAAUUUAAAAAAAAACUUAUUACAAGACAAGGACAUUAAAACAACAAAUCUGAUACGUCAGACAGGCCCGUUUCUUAUUACAAGACAAGGACAUUAAAACAACAAAUCUGAUACGUCAGACAGGCCCGUUUCUUAUUACAAGACAAGGACAUUAAAACAACAAAUCUGAUACGUCAGACAGGCCCGUUUCUUAUUACAAGACAAGGACAUUAAAACAACAAAUCUGAUACGUCAGACAGGCCCGUUUCUUAUUACAAGACAAGGACAUUAAAACAACAAAUCUGAUACGUCAGACAGGCCCAUUUCUUAUUACAAGACAAGGACAUUAAAACAACAAAUCUGAUACGUCAGACAGGCCCGUUUCUUAUUACAAGACAAGGACAUUAAAACAACAAAUCUGAUACGUCAGACAGGCCCGUUUCUUAUUACAAGACAAGGACAUUAAAACAACAAAUCUGAUACGUCAGACAGGCCCGUUUCUUAUUACAAGACAAGGACAUUAAAACAACAAAUCUGAUACGUCAGACAGGCCCGUUUCUUUGCAGUCGGACCUUUGAAAAAAUCAGCAAAAACCUUGACAUUUGGUACGACCGCGCCACUCUUAAGAUUGUAUCACAUCCUGACAGUAUUUCCUAAAUCUGACCCCAUAACAUGGUGUAGCCAGGGUUCCUGGUCACGGAUCGUGUAACAAAAUGAAACUGUCGGCCAUCUCUAAUGCACCUGUCACUCACAAAACUCAACAUUUCUAUUCCAGUUCGGACGACUGCGCUCGGCGAAGCAAAUUAUGUUGGUAGACUUGGGAGAGUUUAAUCUCUUUCAGUUUGCACAAUCAUGUUUGCGCCCCGCCGAGACUUUCGUUUUGGGCUUCUCCGGAUACGAGUCACUAUCCGAAUAUGAGAUGACAGCAUUCUACGAGCAGUAAGUCGCCACUGUAAAUGUUCAUUUAGUUAGUCUAAGUAUAUGAUAUAUUCGGUUGAUUUCUGAUUGAACGUACGAUGUAGGAGCUUUAAUUUUGUUUGCAAUGGUAAAGCGCAACUUCAAAAUCAUAUUGACUUCAUUGCAAAAUGUUCACCCUGCAUUCAAAAUUCAACUCAACAUUCCAUGAACAUUGUGCUAAUUUAUUGGACAUUAACAAUUGCCUUCAAAAAUAUUUAAAAAAUCAUAAAAGUUGCCUAAAUAAAAAUAAUUGUCUAGGUCGAGUUAAGUAAAACAGCAGUCACAGUUUCCCCCAUUAUACUCUGGGUGAAAGAAGCGGUCAAAAUUCUGUAGAAUAUAUUUCUAUUUUAAAGCCUAUGUCCAGUUUCGAAGCAUAAAAACCCUUAAACAGCAUGGGGCUAUUUCAUUAACUGGUAUUUUUUCAUCGAAAAAGUACACUCGAGCGGAUUUCUAUGUAAAGAAAUUGAAUGCAAUAGGUGCUUCGUUUAUUCUAUACAAAAAGUAAUAGAUAACAUCUGUCUUUCUGUUUUUCUGCUCUUCAUUUUUUUUUUUUUUUUUUGUGUGGGACUUGGGCCAACCUCUUUUUUUUUUUUUCUUUUUUAACUUUUUUUGAUUUUUAUGUAAAGUAAUUGAAUUCAAUAGGUGCUUCGUUUAUUCUAUACAAAAAAUAAUAUAUAACAUUUGUCUUUCUUUUUUUCUUCUCUUUUUUUUUUUUUUUUUUUGCGAGGGACUUGCGCCAACCUCUUUUAAUUUCUCUCUUUUCUAACUUGUUUCAAGGUAGUAUUUAUUUAUUUAUAUAAACUUUAAUUUAAAUUCGUGCAAUUUUUGUCUCGGUCGUACUGAUGAAGCCAUUGGCCGGAACGUCUUGAUGUUGUUCUCUCAGUCAAAGACUUUCUGACAUGUUUUACUUACACACAUUGUUUCUGUCCUCAUCAAUCUAUCUUCCACGGGCUUUCAUUUCUUUCUGUUUUAAAUCCGCCACAGGAAUGUUUCAUUCGGUGAUAUUGUUGCUCAGAUUUUUGUUUUUUUUCCAUAAAGAAGUACUAACCAGUUAUUUUUAUUUUUCACCUGACAUACAUCUUCACAUUCAGUCCAAGGACAUUAAAAAAAAAAAAAAAAAGUAUCACCACUAAAUACAGCUCAGCAAAGUAAUUGGGAAAUGGUGCUAAUACUUCAUGAUAAACAAACCAAGUCUCAAUUCUGUGACCUCUGAUUAAUUUACUUUUUUUUUAGUUUGCUGACGCCAACUACGUUAAGUCAAUAAUUUACUUCACACUACUUCGCCUUUAUUUAGAUUCGCCUCGUACAAUGCACUGAAAGCCGCACAAUCUGUGGAAAUUUGCGUUCCUAGACUUGAACGCGGGCGCUUGGCCUUCUUUGAUGAAGCGGUACGUUAGCCUUACACUAAGUUACCACUACAGAACAACUGGGAGGAGCCUAGACCUGUUUCAAUAAACAUUUUUUCAUUUAUUUAUUAGGGUGUCGAAAUUUGACGUCAUGAAAGUUUUGUUCUCAUCCCCAAAAUCACAUGAUUGUAUCACUCCCAACUUCAUUCCUCCCACAUUUCUAUACCUUUUUAGGUUUAUUUUUUUAAAAUUUUAAAUGACCUAUUCGUUCAAAACGAAGUUGAUAUCUGCAAAGCAUAUAAAAAAAAGAGUAUAGAAAUCUAUAUUUCAUUUUUUCCUGCUAAAUUUCAUCAUGAUCUAUCAUACUACAGCCUAUGAAGGGCUCUGUCCUGCAUCGCCACAUCAUUUGUUCCGCACGGACCUAUCCAUGGUCUUUCGUUUCCACGCAUGAUCACCAAACCCCUUCUCCCUCCAUCUCGUGUGAAUCCGAGAACACAUCAGCUUACAAUUUUCAAGAAGCUUGUUUUGCAAUCCUGUCAAUGAAUUCCCACGAACUGUCGAGUGCAAACGUGAUGUGAUGCUAUGUUUUAGGUAACCUUGGUAUGUAUCACUGAAAUGCCCCCCCCCCAAAACAAAUUAAAAAAAUGAAUCGCUGGACCCUUAUUAUGGAUAUGUAUUGAUAUUCGGAGAGUAAACCAGACACGGAGUCGUGUGGGAUGAAUAUUAGAAUUCUGUGAACUAUGUGAACUGUACAUAACAUUGAAUACUUGUGCUAUUUUCUAUAUCUCUUCAACUCACACCCACACUGACUGUUGGGUCCUUCCCAUCAUCUAAAUAGGUUGUUUGUUUGUUUCUUUGUUGUUUUUAUUUUCAUUUGUGUUUUUUUUUUUCCAGAGCCAGAAAACAUUACUCUUUCAUUUUAGAAAAUGUAAAGUUAUUUGGGUUUAUUUUUAAAAAAAAAAAUAAAUAAUAAUUAUAAAAAAGAAAACUUUUAAAAAUUUUUUUUUUUUUUUUGUUGUUUUUAUUUUCUUUUUUGUUUUUUUUUUUCCAGAGCCAGAAAACAUUACUCUUUCAUUUUAGAAAAUGUAAAGUUAUUUGGGUUUAUUUUUAAAAAAAAAAAUAAAUAAUAAGUAUAACAAAGAAAACGUUUAAAAAUGUCGCAUUAGUCAUUAGUUGAACUACAUAUUUCUUUAACACAUUCCUAUUACGUUCAGUAGUACCAUAUUCUCCACCCACUAACACUAUUAGAACUUGAACGAGUUCAAAUAAAUUAGGCUUUCGUUUUGGAAUAGAAAUAUAAAUAGAAAGUAAAUCUAAUUGUCAGAAUUAUCCCCCUUUUGAAAAAAAAAUCUUAAAACUUCUGAUUUGCAUGUUUAACUUUAAUUUAAGUAAAAGGCACAUUAUAUCGCCUCGAACACCCCAGAGGCAGCCGAAACGACCAUCGAUAUUUACGACACAUGCG